AUGUCACAUAGGGAGGUUUACUGUGAUGCCAUUAACGUGACGUUUUAUUACGGUGAGAACUUAAGUUUACCAAUUGCUACUACUUCUAUACCUGAAUUUACGAUCAGGAGAAGAGAGGUUUUCUAUGAUGGUGAGACAAUUGAAACUUUUGAUGUGCCUUGGGAGGAUGCUAGAUCGGUUGUUUCAAAUGGAAGUACAGCUAUGUUUCGAGUUAACUUGGUUACCGAUAUCAGGUAUACUUCUACUCUUGCAGCGUUACUUAGAGAAUCUAUCCCGGAUGUUUUUCCACGUACAAGAAGAUACGGGAUGAGCGUAGGAGCUUAUAUAGACGUAAAUGAUCAUGGAAAGUCUACGGAGAAACUUAAUUGGCUAUCAUCUAUGGCUGCUCCAUUGCAAGUUGCUUACUGGGUUCGCGUGAUUGUUGCUGCAUUAUUAGUUCUUUUGUUACCUAUUUCCCUUUAA
This is a messenger RNA of Papaver somniferum (opium poppy), 462 nucleotides long. RefSeq lists its product as uncharacterized. The transcript has a single exon. NCBI's taxonomy places the organism in Eukaryota, Viridiplantae, Streptophyta, Magnoliopsida, Ranunculales, Papaveraceae. Bases 1 to 462 code for a protein of 153 amino acids. The record is from RefSeq and is a predicted model, not a curated record.